CCCAUUUUGCUUUCCCCUCCGUUUCCCCAGCCGCACACACAUUUUCCUUCUUCUUCCUAUCUCCACCCACUCCCCGCCGCCGCGUCCACUCGUCGGCGCUGCAACUUCACUGCCUCACCGCUCCUCUUUUACCUCCGCCGUAUGACUCACUGCAUUCUUCUGCAACUUCUCGUUGAGGGCCCAGCAUUCAAUCUUCCUCAAUCCCACUGUUCACUUUCUGUCCCCCACCAUUGAUCCCUCUGUUUAGCCUUCCAGUUUGUUUCCCGUUUCCUCGCACCUCCGUUCUCCUUUCCUGGUCCAGCACAUGUCCUCUUUCAGAACUGCUCAAAUCCACCUAGUGAGUUCUCAUCGUGAGGUUUAUGAACCCUGUGAUGAUUCGUUUGCUUUGGUUGAUGCACUUUUAGCUGAGAGAGUUAACUUGUUAAAUCAUCAUCCAACAUUGUGCUUCGAAGUUGGCUGUGGUAGUGGCUAUGUUAUAACAUCUCUUGCUCUUAUGCUGGGAAAGGAAGCUUCUGGGGCUCACUAUAUUGCUACAGACAUCAAUCCUCAUGCCAUUAGAGUCACCCAGGAGACUCUUGAAGCACAUGGGGUUCAUGCAGAGUUGGUAUCCACUGACAUUGCAUCUGGUUUGGAGAAGCGACUGGCUGGAUCAGUUGAUGUAUUGGUUGUGAAUCCGCCCUAUGUUCCGACGCCAGAGGACGAAGUGGGUCGUGAUGGAAUCGCCUCGGCUUGGGCGGGAGGGGAGAACGGCCGCAGUGUCAUUGAUAGGAUAUUGCCAGUUGCAGAUGUUCUUCUGUCUGACAAAGGCUGGUUGUACAUGGUUACCCUUACAGCCAAUAAUCCUUCUCAGAUAUGCCUUCAAAUGAGAGAAAAGGGCUAUGCUAGUAGAAUCGUUGUGCAGAGAUCAACUGAAGAAGAGAGUCUUCAUGUGAUAAAGUUUUGGAAGGAUGCUGAUCUUCAAGUUGAUGGAAAAGAAUCAACACAUAAAAUAGGCCCUGCAAGAGUUGUGGAGUCUCUAAUUUCACAAUUUCCUCGGCUCUCUUUUUGGAGAAACAACAGCAACACGAACAGAUGAAUGAGUCAUUAGAGACUCGAGACUCGGCCACACAGCCUCCAUUGUUACAAGCAACAAGUCCAACCUUCCAUUUUUGUGCAUGCCAGAGGUUCAUACUGUUUGUUUUUGUAUACUCAAAUACCUUUGUUUUGACCCUAUAGCUGCUUAGAGAUCUGCCAUAGAAGUCAUUACACAAACUAUCACUUGCUGAGCUUGAAACUUCAAAGCUCUCUGUUCAUAGGAAAUGAUAAUUUCAUGGACAAGAUAUUACUGAAGAUCUAUGAAUUGGGUUGUUGCAGUUGCAUUAAA
Molecule: messenger RNA, 1363 nt
Organism: Cucurbita moschata (crookneck pumpkin)
Lineage: Eukaryota; Viridiplantae; Streptophyta; Magnoliopsida; Cucurbitales; Cucurbitaceae
Product: hemK methyltransferase family member 2-like
Exons: 3
Coding region: 305-1075 (256 amino acids)
Biological process (GO): methylation
Cellular component (GO): eRF1 methyltransferase complex
Molecular function (GO): nucleic acid binding; S-adenosylmethionine-dependent methyltransferase activity; protein methyltransferase activity
Source: RefSeq, a predicted model, not a curated record